Penicillium paradoxum is the source of this 4491-nucleotide messenger RNA. RefSeq names its product putative cell polarity protein (Tea1). The transcript has 3 exons. Gene Ontology annotation, molecular function: protein binding. Bases 1 to 4491 code for a protein of 1496 amino acids. The record is from RefSeq and is a predicted model, not a curated record. NCBI's taxonomy places the organism in Eukaryota, Fungi, Ascomycota, Eurotiomycetes, Eurotiales, Aspergillaceae. Gene Ontology annotation, biological process: regulation of cell shape.
AUGGCCUUUUUGUUUAAAUCAAAGAAGGCCCACAGCCAGGCCCAUGCAAUUCCCCCGGCGACUAGAAAUGUCCAUACUUCCGAGGGCGCUCCGCCCUCGGGCUCGCCCACCAUGGCAAAUGGGGCCAAGGGGGAUGGCCCAGCUUCACAGACACCAACUCCGAGUGGCAGCGUCAGCAACUCGCUCCAUUCUGCCGCAAGCCCGACGAGUCCGGAAGCAGUACGGCCGCGACAACGGGCAGAAUCAGAAUCGCAGGUGAAUACAACGAGCACAACCACCAGUCAACGGAAUCCCCCUCCAAGCCCCAAUUCGUCCCUUUAUCCAUGGUCGCAACGACGCUUGAACUUCUCUUCUCCUCAAUCGAAUCCGUUUCCUCGCUAUGGAGCAGCAAUCAAUUCAGUGGCCUCCAAGGAGGGAGACAUCUAUAUGAUGGGCGGUCUAAUCGAUGGAUCAACUGUCAAGGGUGACCUAUGGAUGAUUGAGAGCAGUGGUGGCGGCUUGAACUGUCUGCCAGUUGCGACAGUCUCCGAAGGCCCUGGUCCUCGAGUUGGUCACGCCAGUUUACUUGUCGGAAAUGCAUUCAUUGUGUUUGGCGGCGACACCAAAAUCGAAGAAAAUGAUUCUUUGGAUGACACCUUAUAUCUCCUGAACACAUCUUCCCGACAAUGGUCACGCGCUAUACCUCCCGGCUCCCGCCCUUCUGGGCGUUACGGCCACACUUUGAACAUCCUAGGUUCCAAACUCUAUGUUUUCGGAGGACAAGUGGAGGGAUUCUUUUUCAACGAUUUGAUCGCAUUUGAUUUGAACCAGCUUCAAAAUCCAGCGAACAAGUGGGAGGUGCUUAUCCCAAACAGUCACGAAGGUGGACCUCCAGCAGGGCAGAUUCCACCAGCGAGAACGAACCACACCAUUGUCAGCUUCAGUGAGAAGCUUUUCCUGUUUGGAGGUACGAACGGAGUGCAGUGGUUCAAUGACGUCUGGUGUUAUGAUCAUAUCACGAACGACUGGACCGAAAUCGAUUGCGUUGGUUUUAUUCCGGCUCCCAGAGAGGGUCAUGCCUCUGCUUUAGUCAACGACGUGAUGUAUGUGUUCGGUGGCCGCACCGAUGAAGGUGUGGACCUGGGAGACUUAUCCGCCUUUCGAAUCUCAACCCGACGAUGGUAUUCCUUCCAAAACAUGGGCCCCGCGCCAUCCCCUCGAUCUGGCCACAGCAUGACCGCUUUUGGCAAACAGAUCAUCGUCAUGGCAGGCGAGCCAAGUUCAGCUCCUCGAGAUCCGGCGGAGCUAAGCAUGUCCUAUAUUCUCGAUACUAGCAAGAUCCGAUACCCCAAUGAUUCGCAACCCGGGGGACGGGUUCCCGAUGGAGCUGCUAGGAAAGUAAGUGUCGAGAAAGCAGGCAUCACAUCUGGUCGGACGUCCCGGGAGGCGCAAAACCCCGGUCCUGAACAAAUGCGACGGGGACCUGCCCCAUCGCGUGAAAGCCUGAUGCAGGCCGCGGCCGCUGGAAAACAGGGGGAUUGGGUCCCUACCACGAACUUGGGGCCGGGAUCUAGACUACCACGAGCAUCGAUCGCCCAAGCUCCCGCUGGCCCGCCACCUCCCGGCCAAGCACCCUCUCCUGGACCUCGCGGCAAUGGACCUGCAGCCGGUGCGAACCCCCGCAGCAAAACUCCGACCAAGAAUGAACGUGGGUACACACCAACCAUUGAUGUACGUACAGCAAGCGGUGAGCGCGGCCCGGGUUCACCAAGCGCGAAAGAAGGCCCACACGAUUCUCCAGGACCUCCGUCAGGUGGCCGCAGAACUCCUACGCAACAUCAGAAGCCCUCGGCCAAGGCGAUGGAAGCGGGCGAAGCCGCCCCGUUGAUCAGCACCCCCGGCCGUCAACGCUCGCUGCGUUCUCAACGACAGCGUGGAUCUAUGGAUAGUGGCGAAGAAUCAAUACUCGGUCGACACCCCAGCAUCGAAGGCUCGAUGGAGAAUCGCGGUUUCCGCAACUCAAAGACGCUCGGUGAUGAGCCUCGGUCUCCUCGAUUGACCCCCCAUCAAGAGGCAUUGAUUAAGGAGCUGGAAGUGAGCAAGGCGCGGAACGCCUGGUACUCCUCUGAACUUGCGCUCGCAAAGAAAUGUGGUUAUGUGCCCAAUGCGACCAGUAGUCCUAUUUUUGACGACAGGGCCAAUGAGGCUCUAAACGAUGAGGAUCGCCCCCUGAUCGAAGCCUUCUUGGCUAUGAGGGCUGAUUUGACCAAGAUGCAGGCGACAGUAGACCGACAAGCGGCUAUCGCAUCAAAACGGGUAGCUGAGGUGGAACAUCAACGCGACAUGGCUAUCAACGAAGCUGCAUAUUCCCGCGCCAAGCUCGCUGCACACGGUGGUAGUCAGCGAGGAACCCCUCAACCUGAUACACCGCGAGACGGAGAAGAUGAGCGACCUACAGAUAUGGGACGCCGUCUUGCUUUAGCUUUAGCCUCCCAAGCUGAGCUGAGGGCCAAGUUGGAGGUGCAGACGACUGAGCUCUCACAGGAGCGUCAAGCUAGAGAGCUCGCUGAAGACACAAAUGAGGCAACUCGGAAACACCUGGCGGAACUUGAGAUGCAAAACAAUACUCUGGAAGCUGAGAACUUGCGCGCUGAACUCCACCAAGCCGAGGCACUGGCUAGAGAAGAGGCCUUUUUACGAGCUGAAGCUGAAGCCUCGCUCAAGCAAGUCACACUGGAUAAAGAAGAAUUGCUGGCGCAGAUCGAGGAUUCUUCAGCUCGACUGAAGGACUUCGGUACUAGCUUUGCUGGCCUCCGCGAAGCUGUUGCUGCGUCCGGAGCGAAGACAGCUCUUGUUGAGAAGCAAUUGCAUGAAGAGCGAGAGCGCCGGGAGGGCCUUGAAAGAAAGCUCUUGCAGCUUCGUGCAGAACAUGAAGAACGCACCGCGGAGGUGGAAAACAUCACUCGUCGACUUCGGGAUGCAGAGGAGAUGGCAGAAAUACAUGCCAAAGAAGCCGAAACUCACAAGUUUGCCUUCGUGUCUGGAUUAGAGCGUGCUUCUUCUACAGACUUGGACGAUUCAUUCAGGUCUCGUGCGGACAAGCGUGUCGCUGCCCUGGAGGCACAAAUCGAACGAUCUUCCACUCUAGUUAAGGCAAACCAGGCAGCCGCCAAUUUAGCGGCAGAUAAGUUGCGGCGUGCCGAGGAACGGAUUGCUGGUCUGGAGGCAUAUCAAGAGCAAGCUAGCCGUGAAGGCCUGCAGCUGCGCAGACAACUUCAGACCGCCAUGAAAGAAAGCCAAGCCGCCGCCACAGAUAACCGGGACUUGAAGGCACAACUUGAAACUCAGCAACGUGAAGCUGGAGCUCUGGCUACCCAACACGCGGCCUUGAAGGAUCUUCUUGGCGAGCGUGGCAUGAAUAGUGACACUAGGCGUUCUCCGCGGCUCGACUCUCCGGGAUCACGAUUCGGCACCCCGGAGCAGAGCCGCCUCCGCGAGCUUGAGCAUCAGCUCUCCGCUAGCAUCAAGGCUCAUGAAGAUCUGAAAAACAGCUUCGAAACUCGUGAGCAAGAGGCCGAUCGAACCUUCCGAGAGAAACUUGAGCAGCUUGAAAAUGACUACCAGUCAGCGGUUCAUUACGUGAAGGGCACUGAGAAGAUGCUGAAGCGUAUGAAGGAUGAGCUCAGUCGAUACAAGGCUCAAAAUAUCAAAAUGCAAUCUGAGCUUGAUAUAGCUCAGAGGAAUCUCGAGGCUUCAGGCAGCCAGGCAUCUGGAUCUUCGGCUGAAUGGGAUGCUGAGCGGUCCCGCCUCCAACAAUCAAUCUCGGAACUAGAAGAGCGAAAUACAUCCUCGAUCGUUACUCUUGAAGCCCAGGUUAAGCAGCUCAAGGAAGAGCUUGACCAGGCUGCAGCCGAGAAACAGCUGUCCCGAACUGAGCAGGAGCGUCUUAAGCAAGAUCUCCUCGCUGCUGCUGAGCACAGCCGUAUUGAGCUGGAACAGCUCAAACAAGAAAACACUCACCUUGAAACGCGUGCUUCUGAUGCAGAGCACAAGGUUAACAUGCUUUUGGAGCAGGUUCAAACAUCGGUUGGUCAUUACCGUCGUCAAUCUCAGCAUGGCCAAGGUACCAAUGGCAUCUCGCGCACACAUAGCAACGCCUCUAGUAAUACAGUCGGUGGGGCAAAUGGUCGAGCACGAGCCGACAGCAAUCUGUCCCAGGAUUCCACCUUCCCCGACAACCGGGGCUCUAUGGCCCUCGACUCACUUGCCAACGAGCUCGAUGCGCUGCGCACUCACUGGGAAAGCACCAACCGCAACUACCGUCUGAGCAGCCAGCUGGAUCUGGACCGGACUCCCACUAAGGACGCCAGUGAGGGGCCUGCAUUGAUGAGUGACAGCUUGGCAGAGUGGAGGCGGAGACUGGAUGAUGAUGAACGCGUUGGAUUUGAUGUCCAAACCAAGCCACUGAACACUGGCGCUGGACAUCCUGGGCGCUCUUCCAAUGUUAUCUAA